This is a messenger RNA of Rhodotorula toruloides NP11, 1110 nucleotides long. RefSeq lists its product as uncharacterized. Lineage: Eukaryota; Fungi; Basidiomycota; Microbotryomycetes; Sporidiobolales; Sporidiobolaceae. The coding region runs from base 1 to 1110 and encodes 369 amino acids. The transcript has 2 exons. The record is from RefSeq and is a predicted model, not a curated record.
AUGCUCGACAAGCUGCCGAACGAGCUACUCCUCCUCAUCAUCCAACCCGCCCUCCCCCCUCAUGACACGCUCUCGCCGAAGACCGCAGGGCGCCGCCAAGCGCUGUUGACGAGUCUGUCGCGGGUCAAUAAGCGCCUGUGCAGCCUCGCCAAGCCGCUUCUGCUCCAGAGCAUCGUCGUCGGCACCCCUCGCCAGGCGGAGUUGGUUAGCAAACUCCCGAAGAAGCUGCGCGUGCGGGUCGAGACGGUCGUCUUCCACAUCAGCACCACGUCGCUCGACGACAUCGACCCGUACGACGAAGACGACGUGCCAGACUUGCUUGUCGGAACGGAGGCCCUCGACGCCCUCGUUGCGCUGCCGAAGGCCAAGCACGCGCGAUUUUACGACUUUGGCGACUUAAGCACCGAGCAUAUGACCUGGCAGACUCGUCUCGACUUCGAUCUGAGCGCAAAAAGUCCGUUCAUCGAUCUCGACUCUCUUUUCCUGUCGAACUGCAAGCUGUUCUUCGCUGGGCAGGGCCAUGUGUCGCCGUUCGCCCUUGCGAAACUCGCUUUCGUCGGGAAAACCGUUUUGAUGAACGCCGGCAUCGACAAGUUGUUCAGAUGCGACACAUUGCCAGCUCUCCGAGUCCUUCGCUGCGCAGUCUUCGAGUAUGGCGAAUUCGGCGCAUGGGGUACGAGCUCUGGAGCGUUGAACAUCCCGGCAGAACUCCUUACGCAGAUGGAAGCGUUGCAGCUCAACUCCCGCCACGCACACACUUUUCCCGCGAUAUCGUCCAAAUCGACCCGUAUGCUCGUUGAUCUGGGCACCUGGAGUUUCUAUGAGGACCUGCGCGGCGCUGCGUCUAAGACGCGUUACAUCCGGCUCACAUCGGUUCACGUAGAUCGCUGGUCGAGCCCAGCAGCGGACGUCCGCGACCUGCACAACCUUUCCGCCGCGUUCAUACAUCGCGAUCUGCUUCCGGACACGGUUGAACCGAAGAACCGCGACGUGGCGUUUGCCCUCCUCGACGCCGUCAAGCAGACACCCGCUGACAUCAUCUGGACCGGCUCGGACGACCACGCCUUCAUCCUUCCCGAAUUUGAGCGGUACAUCAAGGGGAGGCAGUAG